Molecule: messenger RNA, 5423 nt
Organism: Rhipicephalus microplus (southern cattle tick)
Lineage: Eukaryota; Metazoa; Arthropoda; Arachnida; Ixodida; Ixodidae
Product: focadhesin
Biological process (GO): regulation of post-transcriptional gene silencing
Source: RefSeq, a predicted model, not a curated record
UGCAGUCAAACGUGUGACACCGCGUAGUGCACGCAAAAUGACACCGGUGCCGCCACCGAACAUGCCAUUAAUAUAACCUAUCUGCCGGAAAAGGCAUGAAGGGGUUUUAGGCGGCCCAUCCGAAAGCAGUAGUGGUUCUAGUACACUGCAGUAGUGGGGAUUGGAGGCGCCGAAAAUAUCACUUGUCAGCCCGAGCACGUGUGGUGUAGUCUCCCACUUUUCAAGGCACCUAAUGAAUGAACGCCAUCGUACGCCUGCGACUCUAGCCACACAUCUGCCUCUCCGUUGUAAUUGCUGCUGCCUCGUGGUCUGCGGCAACUCGCGAUGGACGACGUACGGGCCAUGCUAAGUUUCGACGCCUCGUGUGUGCAGCGCAAGGCAGUGAACAAGCUGCUGCAGCAGGUUGUCCACCAGCUGAAGCCAGAUGACCUUCCCUUGUCAGCUGAUGCUGCAAAGAGGAUCCCUGAACUGGAGCUUCUGGUGGAACAGUGUGGUGGACAGCCGGAGUGUUGUGAGGCGCUAGUCUCCCUGGUGGUGGGCGGACAGCUGGAGUGGCGCUUUGGCCUUGGCCAGCUACUUGGUGCAUGCACUGCUCAGGCUGCUGACCGACAGCCGAGUGGUGCUGUUGCAGCUAUGGGUCGUCUGCUGACCUUGCACAUGCGUGGAGUGCUCCAAGCUGAUGCCUACCGGUGCCCCUUUGCACUCAGGAGCCACCCGCUGGUGUUAGUGCUUCGGGAGCGGCCAGACUGUUGGGAUGCUGUUCAGCAGACUGUCCAGGAAGCGCUUGACGAGUGCAGCAUAGGUCAAGAGGAGGCCCUGCUGGAGAUGUUGCGUCCACUGCUGCUCCACUGCUUGGUUGGACCCAUUCAACCGACUGAACACCAACCACUUCGGUUGUGGCUGUGGCUAGCGCUGGCUCAACACUGGCCCCGUUAUCUUGGUGCUCUACUUCCCUGGAUGCCCCUUUGCGUUGUGGGUGUGCGGUGGCAGCUGCAGGUAUUUGAGCAGCUCCUUGGGAGGGUGGCGCCACCCAGCGAUGGCUACUGCGCUUUGCAAUCGCUGGCUGCUUGCCUGCUGGCCUUGGACAUAAAUCUCAACAGCAGAGUAGUGCUUCAGGCCCUGCUGAAAUGUCUGCAUUCCCAGACCAGGAAAGAUGUGGAUGCACCACUGGUGUGGGACGCCUGCCUGGUACUGGUGGCCAUGCUUCUCACUCGAGCUCCCACUUCCUGCCUGGCUCUGCUUCUAGAUGUCUGUGAUGCUCUUCUGGGAGCAUGUUCGCAAGGUAUGGUGCGCUGCUUGGUGCUGCCUCUGUGCCAGCUUCCGCAGGGGUUGCAGGGACGGGCAGCUGCCCUGCUGGCUCGCCUGACCACCCCUCUCAGCGAGGAGGGCUCCCCAUGCACUGCCCCGUGUGCACUGCCGUCCAGCCACCCCCUAGUGGCCGGGGCCCUGUUUUCUGCGCAAUGUCUGCGUGUAUCGCCUGCCGCUUGCCUGGAGCGUUGGCGUUGCCUUCGGUGUGUGCUGCCUGGUCGUGAUGGAGCCCUGUUCAGUCUACUUGUGGCAUCCUCGACCCUUGUCAGCAGCAGAACACCAAGCGAGGCUCAGCUGUCUCUGGAAUUACUUCGACAGGAGGUCGAUGCAUGUGCCGAGCUGAGUCCCAGUGUGCUGCCACUGCUGCUGUACGUGGUUGGCCGGAGCCACUGUCCAGCCACUCUGACCCUGCUGCUGCACUCACUCGCCGUGACGGCUUGCCACAAGUAUGCCCUGGGCCCGUUGUGGAGUAGCAUUCGUGCCCUCUCAGCCCACCACCCAGUCAUGGCAUCUAUGCUGUUGCCCAGUCUGGCGACUCUGUGUGUGAGGCAACCGCAGGCUCUUCCUCUGCUGCUGCAAAUGCUGGAGGAUUCACCUGCAGAUACGGCUGACUACAGCCUGGCUCUAGCCAAGGCACAAGCCAUCGAUGUUCUCCUUCAGCACAGUGCUUCUCAACAUGGGGCCAACCUGCUGAAUCCCCUGGUUUCCCUGGUGGCCACUUGUCGUACUGAACGACAGGGCGCGGCAGUGGUGCUGGCACUACGAUGCCUCCAGCAACUCUGCACAGCCGAGGUGGUGAAUGUGAGGACAACACUCUCCUCUGUUGUGCCCAAGUUGUGGAAAGACGACCGGCCCCUGGUUGUGCAGGCUGUGUGUGAAUUGAUGUCUGUGGUGCCCAUGGUGUCAGUGCCUACGGUGGAGUACGAACGCUACGAACAGGACACAGCGGGCCGCCUCUGGCGACUGGCCAUGACACCAGAGGCUGCUGCGGUGGUGCGGGGAGGGGCCUUCCGUGCCCUUGCAGCUUUUCCAGCCAACUGCCACUCUCUCAAGCAUAUGCCUGCUGAGGCCAAGGUGAACUUGAAGGUUCCUGCCUCCAAGACUCCCAUGGAUCUGGGUCGCUCACCCGAGGAACUAUUAACCUACACCCCAGGACACUGCUUCCUCGACCUGCUGGUUGCCAUUGAGGACGACCAAGUUUUGCAUGACUAUGGGCAGCUGCUGUCAUCGCUGGUAAAGCACGAGGUGUCACAGCUUCCACGCUCAGUGUACACAACAUCCCGGGUGGCCCUAUCUUCAAGCAGCAGUGAUGCGUCUGCACACGCCAACAUCGGAGUCCAACUGUGCACCUUGUAUGAGGCCAACCGUUUCCCAGCCAUUCAGGGAAGCCUCGCAGUGGGUACAUUGCUGACGUAUGAGCCUCCUGCCACAUCGAGAGGGAAACCUGGCUGUGCUCUGCAUGAAGGCUACAUGCGCUUGCUGCCAUCCCUGCUUCAGGACAUACCACUAGAUGGGGCUGACUGGGCGCGGUGCCUGGUUGUGACCCCUGCAUGGGGUGCCUGGGUGCGGCGUGCCUUUCGUGCAGCUGAGGAGACCCGCCGACGUGAGCUCAAAGAUGAAGCUGAAGCUGAGGCCACCUCCUGGCUCUGGGCCCGGGACACUCUCACGGAUGCAAUCAAGGCGAACUGCACAGGCCGUGCUUCGCAGCAGGGAAAUGCCCUGCUGGCUCUUUGUGCCUUGCUGGAGGCCACCACUGAGCAUCUACAAUGCUUGGACAUGGGGGCACGACGGCAGGCUGCACGCAACCACACUGCAUGGGCGCAUGCUUUGCUCAACUUGGUGUUGCAGUGUUGUGGCCUGUCUCGAGAGGAGCCACCAGACCAGAUGCACUACUUCCAAUGGCUGCUCAAGGCAUCAAGUGGAAUGCUCAUACGUGGCUGUGCGUCUAUGGCUGUCGGAGGGUUGUUGGGUCUGCUGCACCGACGUGACCCCCACUGUGUGGUGCCCUUGCUAGAGGCCCUGACUGAGCGUCUGCUGGCAGCUGAAGGCGGCCCUACGGGGCAGCUACUCACGGGGGCUGGACUGGCUGCAAGCGUCUCCGCUGCAGUGCGCCUAGGCCUCGUAGAUGCUGCAUCAGAUUCCGGAGUGCGUGCAGUGGUGCUCCGCUUGGUUAAGCAGCUACUUUACUUCUGCCUGGGGAACACAGUUAGUGAGCCAAAGCCUGGACAGUUGCUUUGCCUGGCUCUGUGCUUGGGCUCCCUGGUUCCAAUAGCACGAGGCGAUCAGGAGCUGUGGCAAAUGGUGAUUGACAGUUGCACUCGCUUCUGCCAAGACCUCCGUGCAGCUGAUCCAGACACCUGCUCCUUUGAGGUGCGUUGUGUGAGCACCACUCUUGUGGUGUGCAGUGCCGCUCAGGAGCUGCUCUCGCUGUCUAGUGUGGAAGAACUGCUGCUAUGGUUUGAAAAGAGGCGCCAGGAGGAUCCUCAAUGUCAGGGCACGGCCCUGUCAGUGGGUCUGCUGGUGCGCACCCUGGUGGAAAAGAAGCACCCCAAGGGGCCCUUGCUGUGGUCAUCACUGCUGCCCCACUGGGUGGAAACUAUGCUUGCACAGAACCAACCAACACUGGGGCGGCUGGCAGCCCUGCGGGGACUUUCCAUGGCGUUGGGGGGGGCCAACAACAUGUUGAUGGUGGGAAUCGAGGCAGCGGACGAGCAUCAGUCAGAGCGGCGACAGGUGCAGGAGCAGCUGGUGCGACUGCUGUCGCGCUCUUCGGCACGAGAUGUUGCCCUGGCUGGUUGUGGCUGCUUGGCUGUGGGACAGCUGAGUGCUGGGAGCCAUGCUAGAAGUGCCUCAUCUGUGCCUUUAAACUACUCGUACCUUGGAGAGGCCAGUGUCCUGAGACCCCUGGUGGAUUUCCUGAGUGCAUCUGUCAAAGCAGGCUCUUGGAAUUGCCACACAAAAGCUUGCCUCGAGGCCCUGAAUCGGGACUUUGGCCGGGCCCUGCCACCGCUCAACUGGACAGCACUGCUGGUUCCUAUUCUUCGAGACUGCCCCUCAGAGACGGGACUGCCAGAUUUGGUGUUGGGUGUGGCACUGCGGAGCGCAUCUUCAUCACCAGCCAUGGCCACUUUCCUUGCGACAUGUGCUGCACCACCUCUGCUUUAUUCCCUACCGAGUCCUUCUCUGGAGCGGCUGCUGUGUGGGCUGCCUACAGUUGUGAAAUCUGCCCCAAGCAGCAAGUUGGUGCCUUUCCUGGAGCUGGCCGCUGACCGUGCCUUUAAGCCAGGGGGUCUAACAAUUCUCCAGGGUGUUGAGACAGUCUUGGGUGACCAUGGCUCUGAGCUGCCCCCUGGUGCCAGGGGUGCCCUAUGUGAGCUGCUUACAGCAGUGGCACGAAGAUGCCAGGAUGAUGUGUGGGAUGCCCAGGAAAGGGCUCUGCUGCCUGCACUGGGGUGCUGCGCAGUGCGACUCACACCGGACUCCAGGGUGGCUCUGCUGGAUGCUCUCACAAACUUGCCUCUGCUCCUUGCCCUGCAGUGCCACCUAGCCGCGGCAGGGAAAGCACCAUCUGGAUGCAACAUUUUCUCUAUGGCCACCAGUCUCAGUGGGGAAAGUGAUAGACAAGUGCUGUGGCUGCUGAGCCAGUGCUUGUGCUUCCCCGAGCCAGUUGCGGAGGAGGUUGGCCGGCAAAUGAGUUGGUUUGCCGACUGCCUUGUGGCCAUCAAGGCCGGUGCCAUGCAGCAGGAGCCGAAGCUUCUCCGCUUCCAACUGCGCGUGUUGUCUCUCAUCACACUAGUGCUGUCAAAAGUACAACUACCUGUAUCAUCUCAGCUUGCUGCUUGCAGCCACCUCGAGCCAGAUCUGUGGUCUUUGCUGCCUGAGGCUCUGGCCGCUCUGUUGCUGGGCUCGCAGUCAUGCUGGCGGGAUGUGAUCAACAUGGUACUGGAGUGGCUGUCUGAGAUGUUGGCAUUGGAGGUGCCGACUGAUGUGCAUCAGCUGCUACUGUCCUGUGCCUGCCGUCUACGCUUCACUCCUGAAUAUGGAAGUAUCUGGACACAACUGCUCCCUGGCCCGCUUGCCUAAAAGCUGCCUUAAAUAAAUUGUGCCUUGCCAUA